Messenger RNA from Solanum tuberosum (potato), 840 nucleotides. RefSeq lists its product as uncharacterized. The record is from RefSeq and is a predicted model, not a curated record. NCBI's taxonomy places the organism in Eukaryota, Viridiplantae, Streptophyta, Magnoliopsida, Solanales, Solanaceae. Bases 20 to 145 code for a protein of 41 amino acids. The transcript has 2 exons.
UAUUAAUAUUACUUAGGACAUGGAGCAAUUGUACCUCUGCUCAGAUCGCAUCGAGUGCCGAGCCUUUUCAUUUCAGGAAGUCCUUGAUUGGCGGUUCCUCAUCCCUGGAGAUUUCCUUCUUGUUUCUUUUGUCAAUUGCACUUAGUGAACAGCCUCUAUUGAAUUAUCAGUACAGGAGGCCAAAUGCGAAUUCUGUAUGAGCUAGGUGUUGGAUGUUUUGUUCAAUUCCACAAAUAAGCUGCACUCCUUGUUAUGAUGUCAGUUGUUACUGUACUGUUAAGUACCUCGGCAAGUCUACUGUUGCUAGUUCAUCACCAGUACAACACCCAACCUGGAUCCUUUGAGACCUACCUCUGAGGGUGAGCUAAAUUCAGCAGAUGUUUCCUUGCAUCGUUGUGUGUUAGAUUGCAUUUGUACACACUUUUGUCAUAGUUUCUCUAGGAAUCUUCAUCAGGAUUCGGUUAACUGGAGUAUUGGUAUCAGAUUAGUGCAUAUUUUGAAGCAAGGAGCUAUUGACUUUUGAGAAACACUUCCAACUAGAUCUUGAGUUGAUAAUUCAUCCCGUUGAAUUGGGCUUGUUUCGGGUCUCAGUUAGUUGUGCAGUGAGAUCAAAAUGCUCUUCAGCAUCUAUGUUUCCUUGCUUUCUCUGCCUUGUUAUGAUAGCGGUUUUGUUGAUGCGGUAUAUUUGAUGAAUAAGGCUGUGAAGCCCAUCCAUCUUAUCACUACUGGUUUUGCCUUCGUCUGUGCUGCAGCAGAAAACUAACGGUUGAUUUUGCUGAAUCAGCCAGGUUACUAGUUCCUAUUUAGUAAUUUCUCUUUUCCGGUCGACUAGUGAAGAGG